UACACAAUAUAUAUAUAUAUAUAUCUAUCACAUAUGCCGCGAUAGAGGAUUAUAUCUCUAUUGCCCACUCCUAUUGUUCAGUCAUGUUACACCAUAGACUGUAUAUACAGUCUAUGGGUUACACGCAGUUUUACACUUUUUGUUAUUUUGCAUAUUAUGAUGGUGUUGUAAAACAUAAAAAUACAAGCAUAAAUCUUAUUAUACAUUGCCAUUUCGAGCAAUAUGUUUAUUUACCACCUUAUAAAGUGCAAGAUGUGAAGCUUGAUCUUUCAGCAUGAAGGUAGUUAGUUAGAACAUGGCCCAAGACGCUGUUAGUUUCUCCUGUUGUUUCAUGGUGCUGUGAUGCUCUUUUCUUUUGAAAUUAAUUCAACCCCCAAACAUAUAAAGAUCAAAUGUUGCUGAUAGAUUUACAACUAUUACUGUGCGUGCAUGCAUGUCACACAUUUUGUAAUAUUUUACGGGAUUGUAAACUAAAUCAACAUUGUAUGAGACAACAUUGCCUCAUCUGUUCUUUGUGCUCCAAAAGGGAGCAAAUAGUAGCCUGCAGAAAAUGUUCCUCAAACACACAAUUAAACCCAGAUUGCAUUGAGAGAUGCACAUAGUUUUGUCCUAGUUAUUCAAGAGACUGUUGGCUGGAAUGUAGGUCCCCGAGGCUGUGCUUUUAAAGUUUUCUCCUUUUUCCACAAUAUGUUCGUGUCAUAAAUCUGUGACAAAGGCCUACAUUUUCAUAUUGGUGGCCACAGAUAAAUUAAGAGGUGUUGGCUGCUAAAAAAAUUGCUAUGUGACAUGGUUCAGAUAAAGUCUCUGUGCGUGACACUUAAUAAGAUUUGGAUUUAGUGGUCUUGUGUGUGAGGGGGGGUGUACAUUACAUUUAGGCCUGAGGUGACCUGGCCUGUAAACUCUGGAGAGACACCCCACACUUCAGCAAUUGGAGCAGCGGGAGUAUAAUUAACUGGCAACAAUCUCAUCAGAGAUUCAAGUGUACAAGUCACCAGAGUACGAGUCACUAGGUUUUGAACUCACAGUGGAGCGGCUGGUUUCCAUCGGUUACCCCCAGGAGCUGCUCAGCUUCGUCUACGACCCAUCCUUCCCCACCAGGGGUCUUGUGUUUGAUACCAUGUAUGGAAACCUGUUGAAGGUUGACGCCUACGGUAAUAUCCUGGUCUGUGUCCAUGGAUUCAACUUCCUCCGAGGCCCUGAGAUCCGUGAACGGUACCCAAACAAGUUCAUCCAGAGAGAUGAUACAGAACGCUUUUAUAUCCUUAACACUCUCUUCAACCUGCCAGAGACCUACCUCUUUGCUUGCCUUGUGGAUUUCUUUUCCAACUGUGACAGAUACACAAGCUGUGAAACUGGCUUCAAAAAUGGCGACCUCUUCAUGUCCUAUAAGAGCAUGUUCCAGGACGUCCGCGACGCCGUCGACUGGGUCCACUUCAAGGGUACGUUGAAGGUGAAGACGGUUGAGAACUUGGAGAAAUAUGUAGUGAAAGAUGGAAAGCUGCCGCUUCUCCUCAGCAGAAUGAAUGAAGUAGCCAAGGUUUUCUUGGCUACCAACAGUGACUACAAAUACACUGAUAAAAUCAUGACCUACCUGUUUGACUUCCCACAUGGACCGAAGCCUGGUACCUCCCACCGGCCCUGGCAGUCCUACUUUGACCUGAUCCUGGUGGACGCCAGGAAGCCCCAGUUCUUUGGAGAGGGUACGGUGCUCAGACAAGUCGACACGACAACCGGGCGUUUAAAGAUAGGAACCUACACAGGACCUCUGCAGCAUGGCAUAGUCUACUCUGGAGGUUCCUCAGACAUUGUGUGUGACCUGCUGGGGGCCAAGGGGAAGGACAUAGUGUACAUCGGUGACCACAUCUUUGGAGACAUCCUCAAGUCCAAGAAACGCCAAGGCUGGAGGACGUUCCUGGUCAUACCUGAGCUGGCCCAGGAGCUGCACGUGUGGACCGACAAAAGCUCAUUAUUCGAGGAACUGCAGGGCCUGGACAUUUUCUUGGCAGAACUCUACAAACAUCUGGACAGCAGCAGUAACGAGAGGCCAGACAUCAGCACUCUUCAGAGAAGAGUCAAGAAAGUGACACAUGACAUGGACAUGUGCUACGGCAUGAUGGGUAGCCUUUUCCGCAGCGGCUCCAGACAGACCUUGUUUGCCUCUCAAGUGAUGCGUUACGCCGACUUGUACGCAGCCUCCUUCAUCAACCUGCUGUACUAUCCCUUCAGCUACCUCUUCAGAGCUGCACACGUGCUGAUGCCCCACGAGUCGACGGUGGAACACGCCCACGUGGAUAUCGACACCGAGUCGCCACUGGCCACGCGCAACCGCACCCACUGCAGCGACUGCAAGGACCUGGAGUGCAAACGCACCCAGCUGACCCGCUCCUUCAGCGAGAUCAAACCUCCCAACCUGUUCCCCCAGACUCCCCAGGAGAUCACUCACUGCCACGAUGAGGAUGAUGAUGAGGAGGAAGAGGAAGAGGAGGAGGAGGAAGAAGAAGAAGAAGAGGAGGAGGAAUAAGCUGGACAUGCAGAAGAAAGCGAGGUUUCUGAUCCUGCCUUGUCAUGUUUCCAACUAGAGUCGGUUAGUUAUCUCUCUCAAAGUGAGGCAGGGAGGAAAAACAUUGUGUGUGUGUGUGUGUGUGUAUAUAUGUAUGUAUAUGUAUAUAUAUGUAUGUAUAUAUAUAUAUACACACACACACACAGUAUGCACACCAAGACACAUACUGAAGAUUUCUGAGGAAAGGACCAGUAGCGAGACAGAUCAUAUGACUGUCAGAAGACUGUAUGCAUGCUCGGUCCUCUGAAACCCAACUAUUCCUAGCUUCAUUAUGUAAAAAAAAAAAAAAAAAACACUUUAUGAUUUUUAAUUAAUUUAAUUUGAUUUCUGUAUUAUUUUCUCCGUCAGACAGACAGAACAUCACACACUUCGUUAUGUUGUUUUUUUUAAGCUGACUUGAAAGACCUGCUGGUGGAUUAAAUAGACGCAGUCACAUUUUCAGUUUGAAUCAUAACUGUAUGCACAUUAUAACAAACAAAAAGCACUGUUCAGUUACGGUGUCAAAACCACCACCCCCCCCCUCCCCCGCACAAAGUGUAUUAAAACUUUGAAGCAACAUGGGAACAACAUUCACUUUUUCAUCUGUGUAGUUUAGUUUUGUGUCUUUUACGAGUACUUUGUUCUAACUUGUAUGUAAGGGUGUGUGUCUGUGUGUGUGUUUCUCACUCAGACUGCAGCAUCCUGAGUAACAGUAAGCUAAGUACUAAACUUGUACUAAACUGAAGCACAGGAGCACUUAAGCACAAGCCGGCAUUAGACGGAUGCAUUUUUUGUUUUGAAGUUUGGUUUAGAGAACACCUUGUGGGACACGAGUGGCUCUUGAACUGAUGUUUUGUUACCAAGCAACAAUGAGGACGGAGUACUGUAACCGUAUGUUAUGCCAAUAGACUCUAUGACUAUGUGUAACAGGAGCGUUAAAGUUGCCUCAGCAUGCAAGGAAAUUAGGAUGGACCGUCAAAGGCUCAGUUCAGUCGGUUCAGUGUAAUCAAUAGCUUCAGACUAUGAUUCGCGUGUUUUGUUUAUCUCUUUGGUAUCGGGGCUUUGUUGGGUGUUUUUUUGCUUUUAUCUGCUGACCCUGAAUUGUUGAGAGUGUACAGUAUUCUUCGGUUGGGCCUCCAAACACUGUGAAGUGACCGUUACAUUAUAUUGUCGGUUCCAGCUCGGUUAACAGUUCAGAACUGGAUGGAGAUCUCUGAGUUUAACCACUUGACUUUUCAUUUUCAUGACUUUUCAAAUAAGCAACAUGAUAGUUAAAAAAAAAAAAAAAAAUACAUGUUACGGUAUUAUUUAUUAAGAGUUAAACUAUCAAAACGCUCAGCUAAUCUGCUUCAUCGGGACGGUAUGAGCGUGGUAUGAUUUGAUUGACAGUGCGUGCCUUUCCAUACGUCCAUUUUCAACCUGCAUGGAAAUGUGAAGAAAUGUAAAUAAUAAUAAUAAAGUGUUAUGCUUCCCAGAGGUGGAAAACACCA
Perca flavescens (yellow perch) is the source of this 4029-nucleotide messenger RNA. It is a transcript of the gene nt5c2b, whose product is annotated as 5'-nucleotidase, cytosolic IIb. The record is from RefSeq and is a predicted model, not a curated record. Lineage: Eukaryota; Metazoa; Chordata; Actinopteri; Perciformes; Percidae. Gene Ontology annotation, molecular function: 5'-nucleotidase activity. The transcript is spliced from 16 exons. Bases 1118 to 2521 code for a protein of 467 amino acids.